CGCUCUGCUCCGCCUGCUGGGGGAGGCUCUGUCCUUCUCACACUGCGCCCAGCCACGUUUCCGGCUCGCUGGGCCCCUCUCGCCGGCAGCCGGCCCCGGGCGCGGAGCGGAGGGGGCGGGACGGAGCCGCUUCUCCUGCCGGGUGAGGGUGGCCGCUCAGGGUCGCUGCCUCGGUGCAGCGCGGCGGCUGCUGCGAGAGCCCGGCUCGGGAGGCGGCGGCGACAGGUUCAAUAUGCUAUUAAAUGCUGACCAAGUAAACCUAAUCGGACAAGUGUUUGAAUCCUAUGUUUUGGAACAUCACAGGAAUGACAUCUUGAAUAUCUUAAGGGAAAGAGAUGAUGAGGGACAUUACCCAGUCAUUGUUGAUGCCCUCACCCUUUUUGAGACCAACAUGGAAAUUGGAGAAUAUUUCAAUGCAUUUCCAAAUGAAGUGCUCCCUAUUUUUGAUAAUGCAUUGCGCAGGGCAGCCAUGACAGCUCUGCAAUCUGCUUCCCAGACUCACGAUUUUAGCAUUAAGCAGAAUCUUCAUGCCAGAAUAUCAGGUUUGCCUGUUUGCCCUGAGCUAACCAGAGAACGUAUCCCUAAAACCAGAGAUGUGGGUCACUUUUUGUCUGUUACUGGAACUGUUAUUCGUACCAGUCUAGUGAAAGUCCUGGAGUUUGAACGGGAUUACAUGUGUAACAAGUGCAAGCACGUUUUUGUGGUCAAAGCUGAUUUUGAGCAGUACUAUGCUUUCUUCCGUCCAUCAACCUGCCCUAAUGAAGAAGGCUGCAAUUCAUCUAAAUUCACUUGUCUCUCAGGAACAUCCUCUGUUCCCACCAGCUGCAGAGACUAUCAAGAAAUCAAAAUUCAGGAACAGGUUCAAAGGCUAUCUGUCGGAAGCAUCCCUCGUUCUAUGGUGGUUGUCCUGGAAGAUGACUUAGUGGACAGUUGCAAGUCAGGUGAUGACAUCACAGUGUAUGGAGUGGUAAUGCAGAGAUGGAAACCCUUCCACCAGGAUGUGCGCUGUGACCUAGAGAUUGUUUUGAAAGCCAAUUACAUUCAAGUGAACAAUGAACAACUGACAGGGGUUAUAGUUGAUGAGGAGGUUCAGAAGGAAUUUGAAGACUUCUGGGAAAAACAUAAGCGUGAUCCCGUAGCAGGGAGGAAUGAAAUUUUGGCUAGCUUGUGUCCCCAGGUUUUUGGAUUGUAUCUUGUGAAGUUGGCUGUAGCCAUGGUGCUUGCUGGGGGUGUGCAAAGGGCUGAUGCUGCAGGAACUCGAGUGAGAGGUGAAUCACAUCUUCUGUUGGUUGGAGAUCCUGGCACAGGGAAAUCUCAGUUUCUCAAAUAUGCGGUAAAGAUUACACCACGAUCUGUGCUUACUGCAGGAAUUGGAUCUACAAGUGCAGGUUUGACGGUAACUGCGGUGAAGGAUUCUGGAGAAUGGAAUUUGGAAGCUGGAGCACUCGUGCUUGCAGAUGGAGGUCUUUGUUGUAUUGAUGAGUUUAAUAGCAUCAAGGAACAUGACAGAACCAGCAUACAUGAAGCAAUGGAGCAACAAACCAUCAGUGUAGCUAAGGCAGGCUUAGUGUGCAAGCUGAACACAAGAACCACUAUAUUGGCAGCAACAAAUCCAAAAGGCCAGUAUGACCCUAAUGAAUCAAUCUCCAUGAACAUAGCCCUUGGCAGUCCUCUAUUGAGCAGAUUUGACCUGGUCUUAGUAUUGCUAGAUACAAGAAAUGAAGACUGGGAUCGCAUAAUUUCUUCUUUCAUAUUGGAAAACAAAGGAUGCCCAAGCAAAUCAGAAAACCUCUGGAGCAUGGAAAAGAUGAAAACCUACUUUUGUCUGAUAAAGAAUCUACAGCCAAAAUUGUCUGAUGAGAGCAACCUGAUUCUCGUCCGUUAUUACCAGAUGCAGCGGCAGAGUGAUUGCAGAAACGCUGCCCGAACUACCAUUCGCUUAUUAGAGAGUUUGAUACGCUUAGCAGAAGCCCAUGCUCGAUUGAUGUUUAGGGACACUGUAACUUUGGAAGAUGCUAUAACAGUGGUCUCAGUGAUGGAAUCGUCUAUGCAGGGAGGUGCACUUCUUGGAGGCAUCAAUGCACUGCAUACCUCAUUUCCAGAAAACCCAAUGGAGCAGUAUCGAAUGCAAUGUGAACUCAUCCUGGAGCGACUGGAGCUGCAGAAUCUUCUGCAUGAAGAAUUCAAAAGACUUGACAGAUUAAAGAAUGAAAAUUCAUGCCAGUUGCAGUCUGGAGAGACCAGCAAAAAUACUACCUAUGGAUCCUUAAGCGAUGAUACCUUUGGGCAGUCAGAGCAAAUGUCCCAGACAGAACUGUCAGACCAACAAGGGAAUAACUGCAAACAGCAAAAUUCUUUGGUCAAAGGGAGAAGUAAAACUGAUACACCUCUAGAGCCCUCAGCUAGCCAGGGAGCUGGUAAAAACAGAGAUACAAAUAACCUGAGUAAACACAAUGAGAGCAGAGCUGAUGGCAGCUUGACCUGGUUUGACAGCAUGGUAGAUGGCAACAUGGAUGCUGAAGAAAGUGUUCAGCAAUCCCUAAUCCCCAAGAGACCUGUAGAUAAUUUGGCUUUGAAAACACUCAAUGACAAAUCCUGUUCUAAAGAAAAAAAUGGUUCAAGACAAAGCAGAGAAACUGGGAUGGGACAGUCACUGGCAACUGUGGACCUCAAUGCUACUUUUAGACAGGAUGUAGUUUCUGGUAUUGAUGAGAAAAGGACAAAAGGACAUAAAAAUCUUUAUUCUGAAGCAAAUAUUAAAGAUCCAGCCUCAGAAAAUGCUAGUGUGCCUGAUUCAGUGGUGACACAACAUGUCUCUAAGAAGUGGCAGAGAUUGCGCACAGAGAGAGCUCACAAUUUUUGUGCAAGUACACAAGACCCCAAAGCAGACACCUUUCCUUCUCCAUUGUCUUUCCAGUCAGCAGCUGACCCACGAGUUCCUUCAGGUGACAUGAAUAAUGUUUGUGCAAUAGGAAAGAGUAGGAAUAAUGUGACAGUAGUAGCUGAGAAGCAGAUAACUUCCAUGAGAAAAAGAAAUAAAGACCAAACGGUAAAGGAAGCAAUCACAGCAGGUUCCAAUGAGCCGGAAAUCAUUGAGACUGAAGGACCUCCAGUGGCUAAACUAGCUAAAUUUUCAUUCAGACAAAGGACAAAAUUUGUUCAUUCUUCUGAAAAUAAGAGCAAUGCAGAAUUGCCUCCCUCACAAUCAGAGGCUGUUUUUAAGCCUCACAGGAUUUUGAGAACUGUAGCAGAAGAAGAGCAGCCAGAGGAAGAACGUUAUCCCCCUGCGAAACACCAGAAAAAGCUAACAAUGAGUUUAGGAAACAAUAGUUUGGAGAAGAAACCCCUUGAUAAUAAAAGAAAGGAGCAGCAGCAAAAUGAAACCUUACAAAGAGAAAUCAAAGAAGCUACAACUGGACACUCAGAGACCAAACAGAUCUCAGAUAUUAGACACCAUGCUGUGUUAACGCCAACUGCCGAGAAAAACAGGAAAGGAGAGGAAAUGCCUGGUGGCCUGAGCACAAAGAAGGUGUGCUCCAGCACGUUAGCAAAACUAGCCAGGUUUUCCUUCAUGUCACCUCCUGAAUCAAAAUCGGAAAAUCCACCGUCACUUAAUGUCACCAGCAACAGCAAGGAAAGCCAGGGACUGCCUCUGAAGACCCAUUCUGAGAGCACCAGCAUCAAAAGAAAGUGUUUUGGACUGGGAAAUGCCAGCAAUAAAAAUGUGGUCACAGGAAAAUCUCUCUUCUCAAUAACAGAUUUAGACGAUGCCACAUUAGAUUUUGAUUGGGAUGAAGAGAUUAGGAAAAACCCAAGGUCAUAAACCAUACUACCUUUCUCCAGCCCCGAUCCACCUGUCAUUAUCAACAUAUUACUGGGAAACAAUAUCACUCAUACUAAUUAUUUUUAACGCUCUCAGGCAGCACCUCAGCUGGCAUAAAUCAAAAUAUUUCUUUUAAGUCAUUGAAGCUAUGUCAAUUUACAGCAGCUGAGGAUUUGACAUACACCAUAGUUCAGAUGCUAGUUUACCUCUCUAAUUGUUUACAAGACUGUUUAUAAUAUCUGUUGACUGUUUCAGUUGACCUGAUGUAACUUGAAAACUCAUGUGAUUUGUGAUCCUAUUCAGAGUAUAGUGGUACCUGCAAAUGAAGCAGGGUUAAUUGACAUUUUUUUCUUAAUUCAUAAACCACACACAAUUCUAAUUGAUCUUGCAUCCCAUGUACCAUUUAUUCCAAUCUUUUGAGGACAGUGUUAGCAAGAUGGCGAAGCAAAAGCUAACCGUGCAGUUAUAUUUUGUUCCUCCUUUACAUGCCUUCUCCCUUGAUGCAUUUAGUGAUAUUGUGAUAUACCAUUAUGUUGUGAUAUGUAUUCCUGUGUUAUCAAUAUCAAGAGAAUUUUGCUCUG
Trachemys scripta elegans is the source of this 4404-nucleotide messenger RNA. RefSeq names its product minichromosome maintenance 9 homologous recombination repair factor (gene MCM9). Gene Ontology annotation, cellular component: MCM complex; nucleus. Bases 233 to 3823 code for a protein of 1196 amino acids. NCBI's taxonomy places the organism in Eukaryota, Metazoa, Chordata, Testudines, Emydidae. The record is from RefSeq and is a predicted model, not a curated record. Gene Ontology annotation, biological process: double-strand break repair via homologous recombination. Gene Ontology annotation, molecular function: single-stranded DNA helicase activity; ATP hydrolysis activity; single-stranded DNA binding. The transcript has 13 exons.